AACAACUUGUAAAGCAUGAAACGAUCCAGUAUAAGUGUUAGAAAGGGAAGUAACGACGAAUCCGUCAUAGCCUCCAGCCUUCACGUCAGACGACAGUCUGUCCAGGGGCGGCGACACUCCCUAGUGGACACCGUCCACUUUGAGGGGGUCCCGUGGCAGAGCUUGAGCCAGUCACCCACGGGCGGGCCCGGCAGGAGGGAGAGCGUCACUACCACCUCCCAGCUGAACAGUGCAGUCCAGGAGUCCAGGAAACCCAAGUAUGUCAUCUGGCCAGAGUUCAAUGAUGCUGAUAUCAAUGCUGAGAAAUGGGAGGCAGCAAAGCGUGAAGACAAGAAAGGAAAAUCUCCAAUUGUGCCUUAUUCCAACCUUUUUGAGGAUCCUGAUGGGAAAAUUGAAAUGCCACCCUCCCUAAAAGUCGAUGUCUGGAAGCGACCAGCAGAAUUUAUUACAGACAGGGUCCCUGUUGUUGUGGAUGUGGAUCAUAUCGUUGAUGGCAUUGAUCUGGUCUCUAGCAAUGAACACAUUGAUAAUUGCGAGUUUCUGCGCCAUUGCAUGAGCCAAAUUGUUGCUCUCUGGGACAUGAGCGCAGUUAAAGUAUCAUCAGAGACCAUCCUAGAUGCGCUGGUGCCAGGAGAUGACCCCUCCCACACCUGGAGACCCUGGGAUCACAUCUACGCCCUCUGCAAGGCUGGAAAAGGUGCUCACCUCCCCCUCUACAACAACUACGGGAAAUAUGUGGUCAAGCUUUAUUGGAUGGGUGUAUGGAGAAAAAUCAUAAUUGAUGAUUUGAUGCCCUUUGAUGAAGAAGACAGGUUGCUGCUGCCUGCCAGUGCAUUGAGCCACGAGCUGUGGCCUAUGCUGUUAACUAAAGCAUUGAUUAAAGUUGCUUCCCUUGACUACUCUGGUGGUAACCCUAGCCAGGAGUUUGGGGACAUGACAGCCAUACAUUGCUUGACAGGUUGGCUGCCAGAAGCCAUCCCAUUACACUAUGGGUUUAAGAAAGUGAUGCCUGGCGAUAUAAUUGAAUACUGGAAGUGUCUUACAGAUUUAUUUAAAAAAGAGCGCGGAACAUCACAGGAAUGUCUUCACACAACGCCUUUGCCUCUCAACAGCCAUGUACAAGAAGUUUGGGAGCUGCUCAAAGUUUUACUCCCUGAAUGGAAACUUCCUGUUCCUGAAGAAGAGAAAAAACUCUCUGUGGAUACCACAAUCAAUCUGGAGAAAGAAAAAUCAGACAAAGAUAGCAUAAUCAAAGAGGUCAAGGAGGCUAAGCCAGGAAAAGGGAAGGACAGAGGGAAAGAGCCAAAAGGAAAAGAUAAAGACAAGGACAAACUAAUUGGAAGCAGAUUAAAUUAUCAUUCAGAGGAAAAGACAUCUCUUGAAGAGAUCGUUUUACCAGAGAAACCUGAGAUGGUCAUUUUUGCCACAUACAGUAGCACCCCAAAGUACCCAGUCAAAGUUUCAGUCUUGGGAGAAAUGGCAGAUGCUAGUGAGAUUCUGCGCCAGAAUGGACUGUCCCAUGUCCUCUCUCACUCUGUCUACAUAGGACAGACCAGGUCGUGUCCCUUAGAGCCCCCUCCCCCACCUGUCAUCAUACCAGCUUGGAAGCUUAUAAGACCUCGCAAAAAGAAAGUGCCUCCACAUGAUGAACCUAUACCUCCGCCUGAACCUCCGAAAGAAAUCAGAUGUUUAGAGAUCUCCUCCCCAUUUGUCAACUACAAAGUCAGUCAUGUGCCCAUCCCUACAGAGACACACAGACCAAAAUCAUCCCUUGAGAGGGGUGGGGGGCGGUCAAGAGUUGAAACAGAUAAUCCAAUAGAUGAGAGGGAAGAAUACGCCUCCACACCCCCUCCAUCUUUGGACUCAGCUGAAAUCAUUGAUGAUCCCAUGAAAGAGGAUGAAGAAACAGGAAAAUCUGCCAAUGUAAAACGCAGGCAGUCGCUGAAGAAAUUACAGAAAGCAGUAAAUAAAGACAAACCUGCUGAAAAAACACAGGAACCAAGAUUAUCUUUCAAGCAAGAUUUGACUAAGUCGAAAGAAAAUAUGCAGACAGGGCUGAAUGAUGUUCCUGCAGGGGGACUCUCAGUCCCAGCCACAGACACCAAACCCUCCCCUGUAAUCUCCACCUCUGUGGUCCCUAUCAAGGAGCCAGCUUUAAAGAAAGCUUGGAUGGACUUUGACACAUUCUACAAGUGCUUUAGAACUUUGUAUAUUUUCCACAAGCCCAACACAUACCCUUGCAGCAAGGUGUACACAGAUUUUAAGGCAACAGACCAUAGCGUGGACAAACCACCCAGCAGCCUACACAAAUCUGCCAAAAGCCACCCCAAAGAAGAUAUAAUGGCUCCCGCCACUCCGUCUCAUAACAAACUAGACAAAAAAACUGCUGCUAGUAGUUCGGUGGAUUUGGAUGAAAUUCAAACUUUUGGAUCUCCAUCAGAUACCUCUGCACCAUUGUAUCUUUUUGUUGAUAAUUUGAACUCGACAGACAUCAUAGUGUCCUACACAGUUGUACCAAGGUGGUUUGAUCCUGUUGUCCACAGCAUAGAUGAAAAGAAAUUUUCCAUUUCCAAAUCUACGAAGGAAAAUGACAAGUUGGAGAGGGAGUUAACCAACAUAUCUACAAGCUUUGGAGACUCCAACUACCUGGAUCACAAGAACCCCACCCCGAUAACGCCAGGAUCACUGGUGGCUGAACCCUACUCAUGGAAGAGUCUGGUCACAGGUCAGCCUGUCUUGAGACUGAGAACCACUGGCACCAAGGCAGCGGUGCUUAGCUUGCCACCAGGCCGCCAUGUGCUAAGGCUGCUAACAUCUUCCCAGCUGGGGCACCAUCUACACCUGUGUUCCACUGCCAACUUUAGCCUGGGAGAUGAAGAAACCAUUAUGCCAUUGCUCACUAAUGAGAGCUGUCGCUUUAAGGAGAAUGCCUUAGCCAUUAUCACUAGUUUGGGAAAAUGCAUCCAAGUUUUCUCUGACCCAGAACAGUUUAAAGCAGCAUGGAGUGUUUUUAUAAAUAACCACUGCCCUUAUAUUCACAUCAAGCAAAUGUCCAAAGUCCAACAUUUUCAGAUAUUCAACGAGUCCUUGUAUCUGUUACUGCGUCGAGUCCUGCGGGACAUCAUUAACCCAGAGAUUGCGUAUGCUUGGCGCUGUUUUCUAUAUGACGCCAUCACUCCCAAUAUCUUGAGUCUGCCAACAGCCAGCAGACCUGCUGAAAAACUGCAAUCUGACAAAGCUAGUCCGACAUCAUCUGUUAAUCAGGAAAGAGCUCCUGGAGAAGAUUUCAAAUCGACAGCUUCUGGGGGAGCUAGAAGAAGUACUACAUAUAAAGAAAAAAAUGAAGAUAUGGAAAGAAGAAAUACAACAUCUACAGCGGGUGGUGCCAGUGUUCGAAGCUCAGCCAAACAACCCAGCAAGAAACGCGGAGGGACUGCAUCUGCAGAAAAAACAGCAGAAUCAAGCCACACUGACUUUGCUGAGAGUGAGAAAAUAGAUUACCCCUGGACACUCAGUACACUCUCCCACACCGAUACUGAUGUCUCAUACAGUCUUGAUCCUCAACUACUGUACAAAGAACCAACCUUAGAAGAACAAGUUGCCUCGGUGAAGAUUCAGAAAACAUGGCGUGGUUUUUUGGUGCGCAAGAUCAGAGAAGCAAGAAAAGCAGGAACCGAAGAGAAUAGCAAAGUCUAUGACACUUUGAGCAAAUGUUGGCCAUUUAUUGAAGCAAAUGCUGAAGAGAAUGGCCUGUUUUUAUUAAGGGAGAUGUUCAAGAAAUGCCCGGAUAUAAUGCCUCACUAUCCGUUCUAUAAAGAUGAGUGGAACAGGAUAGCCUACGCGGACUACAAAGGAACAUUUCCCGACCAGCCGUCCAUGAAUUGGUUCAUUGUUUUCAGAGAUAUAUUCCAUGUAAAAGAAGAAAUGCUGGUGGUACCUAAACUAUACGUCCCCAUAAACACUUGUAUGUUACGUGUCAUAAAUAAUGACACGUAUGAGGAAAUCCCCAGAGUUUUUCAGAAAACUGCCCCAUACAUUUACAAGAAAAACAAGAAAGGCUACUCUUUUGUAGCAGAGGCAAGAACUGUGGAGCAACCUCUACAGUCCAACAGCUGGCGCAUGCGUCUGAUUGGUUCAAAUAGUCCGCUGCCUGCGCCAGUGACAUCAGAGGUGACCUGUAACUUUGUUACAAAAGAAAUCAAAGACUUUUACAUCCCUAACACAAACAACAUCAUCUUCAGACAAUCAGUGAAGACAGUGGACGACCAUUUUGUCAGCCUGCAGGUCAGCACGUCCAAGCGUGACGUCUACAUCAAGCUGUCCAUUUUUGACUUUGACGAGGAGGUCAUCAGUGCAGUGGGCAAAGGUCAUGUGGUCAUCCCUGCCUUCAUGUUUCAAAAGUCCUACUCACUGGAGGAUGAGACCAGGAGGUCAAGCUCUAGAGCAUUGUAUAGUGUACCAGAAGACCUAAAUGAAAAAUUGUUCCAAGCGGUCAAGACAACGUCACAAGUUGGGCAGUCUAAAGCUGAGAAAACUACCUCCAAACAUAAAAGAAUGGAGUCAAUAGUUCCUAUUGACCCACCCCCACCCUCUAGGAGCAGCGCUAAAUCGGAUGUGGAGCCACCAGAAAAACCAGAAGAGGGCAAGCCCCACAAGUACACCAUCCAGGCCACAGUCCUACAGAACAGCUGGCCCCUCUCUGAGAGUGGAUGGAGACAUGUCCAGAUGCUGAAAGAAAUGGAAAAAAAUGAACUAAAAGUUACAAACAAAGAACGUGAGCCUUCUCCGCCACCUAAAGUGGAAAAAGCUGUUGCUAAAGCCAAGUCUAAACCUGUGGUGGGCAAGGAAAAGGGGGUGAAAGAAAAAAGUCUGAGUCAAGCACAGAUCUCUGAGAUCCGGUUGUCCAGACCUCCCUCUCAAAACUUUGACAUGACUAAAGCUCAUUGGAUCUUACGAGUGGUCAGCGAUGCUGGUGUAGGGGAUGAUAUUGAAAUCAAGAAGGACACUGAGAGAGCAGAUGAGAUUCGAGCAAUCAAGAAAGCUUGGGAAGAAGCUGAACCAGGCCGUGCUGCCAAGGCCUUACAGGCGCGGCUGAUGUACCUCAACACUCACGCAACCAAGAUGGCGCCAUCAGCAGACCUGAUGGAAUCUGUCGUACAGACCCAGGCCAGUGAAUCUGGAACCACUGUCCCUGAGAAUGAGAGGAUGACCCCUGUAAGCCCAGCAUCCCCAGAGCAGCAGUAUGAGCCCGAGUCAAUUUUGUCGCUUGAGCCCCCCAUCCCCGCCCACCCCAAAGAGUUUGUGGAGCCCCUGGACUUGACACCAUUCAUAAGGAAAGCCCAGGGUGAGCCCAAGUAUUUGGACGAGGCUGAGAAACAAAAAGUUCUAGAACAGCGCCAACAGCAAUUUGCUGAGUACAAGGCGGAGCGAGAGAAGGUGGAGCAGUGGAGGGAGAUGGACAGACAGAACAGGAACAAGGCCAAGUUGAUGCAGCUUAAACAAUGCCAGACACUGCAGGCAGCAGUGGAUGCUGCUAGAGAGAGGAUCAACAUCCCCAGAGAGGCCAUCAGACAGAAGUUUCUAGACGCCGAGAAGCUUCGCCUCGAAGAAAUAGAAAGGCAGAACGCUGCACUCAAGGCAGAACAGGAUGCUAAAGCUCCUAAAGGUGGGAAAAAGAGUGGGAAAAAAAGUGGGAAAAAGUAGAGAGCUAAGAAGCAUCCUUUGACCAAGUAGACCUUUGACCUUUUUUUACAUUAAUAACUUUGAUAUAAAGCUGUGAUCUAAAGUUGCCUUAAGUGUGUUAAAUAUCUUUGUAUAAAUAUGACACCUGCUGUUAUAGAAUCUUUUUGACAUGCAACAUAAAAGAGUGGUGAUAACCCAAGACUUAUCUCCCUUGUUGUUUCAAUAUAUGUAUCCUUAACAUGUUGCAUUUCUAGCAGAAAAUGCAAAGAGAAGCAAAUUGAUAAUUUUUAAAUUAUUGUUUUAGAAUACAAAAUUGUACAAAGGUAUUACUGUUAUAGAUAUACAUAAUUGUAGCAAUGAAUUACUGUUAAAUGCUAGUUAUUGUUAAAAUGUAUAAACUAGGUUUUAAGGAAUUAUACUACACACAAAAUGCCAAAUUAUAAUCUGUGAAAAUUUAUUAACAAGGUUUUACUGAAUUCUAUACUACACACCAGUAAAGGUGACCGGUUAGUUUUGGAUAUUAUACAAUUGUAAUGCCAAAUUAUAAUCUGUGAUAUUUCCAGUUUUUAUGUUUUUUAAAGUGAAAUAAAAUAUAAACCAAGUUUGCUUGUUCUUGAGGGGCUGCUCUACUGUUUAGAAAAAAUAAAUUCAUUAAAUUUGUGGAACAGAAAAAUGUCAAACUCAAAAUUAAAAACACAAGGAAUAGCCUUGAAAGGGUACAUUUUUUUUAA
Physella acuta is the source of this 6413-nucleotide messenger RNA. Its product is annotated as androglobin. Gene Ontology annotation, molecular function: heme binding; calcium-dependent cysteine-type endopeptidase activity; oxygen binding. Lineage: Eukaryota; Metazoa; Mollusca; Gastropoda; Physidae. Gene Ontology annotation, biological process: proteolysis. The record is from RefSeq and is a predicted model, not a curated record.